CUCGUAUGUUCCUUUUAUAAGCUGUGGUCUAUCGGAGCCCUCAUAGCAACUUUUACAUAACCUCCAAGCAUGCUUCUAGUUUUCCUGGUUGAUACACAUUGGCACAUAUCCGAAUUUGGUAAAUGAGAAAUAGAUGCCAAAGUCCAAAGCAGUUGUCCAGAAAUGUCAACAGGGGGCUUGUCUUUUACUUGGGUUACUUAAAAAAAUAUAUACUGAGUUAUCUGAGCUUUGCUUUAAUUUAAUGAUUAACAGGCAGAAAUGCAGAAACUUUAAAUGAUCCAAGUGCAACAAAAACUGAGUAACCUGCAUCAUGUCCGAAAAACCAAUUUGCAUUGCUGACUUUGAGGAACAUGCUAAGAAAUUUCUUCGGAAAUCUGUGUAUGACUACUAUAAGUCUGGAGCUGAUGAUCAGCAGACCUUAGCUGAAAAUGUAUCUGCAUUUUCAAGGUAAAUAAAUAAGUUUGCAUGUAAUUAAAUGGGGCAAUGGGGAAUAUGAAGCUCUGAAGCAUGUCUGUAAUGGAGUUAAGCUGCAGUGACAGUGGACAGCUUGGUUGUCUACAGGAGUCAUGCUUAACUGCUGCUGGAGCUUCUGGCUAAAUAGUCUUAACUUUCCACUUUCACCGUGUCCAUGUCUGGUGGGUACUGAGUUGGAGUAAGCAGUUCGGACAACCGCGCUGUGCGCCAAAGGCUGCUUUUUGAGUGACUGAUAAGGGUGGGGUUAUCUUGAUACACCUGUUCUCUCAACCCAACAAUUUCCCCCUUCUUUUCUUCACCAUGGAAAGAAGCAACAGCUUCAUUGCACCUCUCUUUGUCUCCUUGACUGUUGAGAUGAAGGGGUAUUGAAGAGAAAUGGCCAACAUAGGUGCAUUAUACAUGGAAGGAAAGAAGAAUGUCUUCCUGAGGGAGGCUUGUAUGCCUCUAUUUCUUAACAUACCUUUUUUUAUUCAUCCAAGCCUUUUAAAUUACAGUCGUACAUUGGAUCUCAAACGCCUUGGCUCCUGAACAAAAUCAGCUCCUGAACAAAACCCGGAAGUGAGUGUUCCGGUUUUCAAACUAUUUUUGGAAGCCGAACGUCUGAUGAGGCUUCCGCAGCUUCCGUAGCUUCCUGAGGAAUAAGGCCACCAUUUGGGAGGGCUCACCCAACUGAGAAAUAACUCCUUACAUUUAACCAGGGUAUUUGAGUUAGCUAGGCUAUAAGCUUGGGCACUGGGUAAUAAUGGCAUCUGACACUGCAUGGUUUCCUUUUGUUGGCCCAGCAUGCUGGAGAUGGGAAAUUGCAAUUUCUCCUGACAGAAUCCUUGCUUUUCUGCCUAGCAAGCAGGCUGUACUCUGCCCACUGAGAAAAGGAUGGAAAGGGCAGGGCCCUACAAUCGAGGCCCAAUUGGUCUGUUGUAUAUUUUAAUUUUUUAUUCUUAUUUAUUAAAUUUGCAUGUCGCCUUUCAUCCAUAGAUCACAGGGUGGCUCACAACCUAAAAAUAAAUGAUAAAAAAACAAUGUUUUGAAAACUGCCAUCACAUUACUUCAGAAUAAUGGCAUAGCUGAAGUUCAGAUUUUGCAAAUGGCAAAACUUGGCUAGAAACCACAUUAAGCUUUUAUUUUCCGCCAUCUUUCUUGUAAUAUAUAAAAAUGGAAUGAGCAAAUCUCAAAUACACAGAACUGUGAACCCUCAAAUGACUUAUGGUUGGAAACCUGCCUUCCUGUAUUAUCUGAACCCCUGAAGGUCAACUUGUCAGAUGCUUUGUUAUCCUCUUGUAACAGAAGAAAAAUCAUUUUGACACACUCUAGGUCCUUAUUUUCCUGGAUGGAACCUAGGAAUUAAUCUCUGGCUACUUCUGAUCACAACAGCUAAGUUCAGUGUUUUUUCUCGGUGCUGAAUAACGUUUUCUGUUAGGAAGGCCGUCACCCUGCGCCUGAUCAUAUGCAUGAACUAAGAAAUAUAUUAGCUGAAGAAUGAGAACCAGUGGCUGAAAAUAAACACACUGCAUUCUAGAAGUCUAUCCAUGCUCUUUCCCAUGACAUGGAUGCAGCAAGAAGGAUGUAAAUGUAACAUAAAAGUUAAGGUGAAUAUUAUCAAGUGGUCACAAUCAGAAAACAUUUUAAAGCAUUGUACUAGGAUGCCAUUCAGUCUGUGAGUCCACAUUUGCCCUGAGAGAAAGGUCUUGCCCCUUGGACAAAACCAAGUGCCACCAGAAUGUUGCUGGACUCCAAAUUCCCAUCAAUCUCAGUUUCCAUUACCAAUGUCAUGGGAUGAUGAGAGUGCUAGUUCAACGACAUCCAGAGGACACCAUAUUGCCAACCCCUGAAAAAUCACUUCGGCUGAGCUGGGAAAGCUAUAGAACCAAGGAAAAUGUUCAACAGAUUAGCUUAUGGCAUUUCCCUCCUACUGCAAUGCGCUCUAUGUGGGGCUAACUCUGAAGGUGACCCGGAAACUACAACUAAUCCAGAAUGCGGCAGCUAGACUGGUGACUGGGAGUGGCCGCCGAGACCAUAUAACACCAGUCCUGAAAGACCUACAUUGGCUCCCAGUACGUUUCCGAGCACAAUUCAAAGUGUUGGUGCUCACCUUUAAAGCCCUAAACGGCCUCGGCCCAGUAUACCUGAAGGAGCGUCUCCACCCCCAUCGUUCAGCCCGGACACUGAGGUCCAGCGCUGAGGGCCUUCUGGCAGUUCCCUCCCUGCGAGAAGUGAAGUUACAGGGAACCAGACAGAGGGCCUUCUCGGUAGUGGCGUCCGCCCUGAGGAACGCCCUCCCAUCAGAUGUCAAGGAAAUAAACAAAUAUCUGACUUUUAGAAGACAUCUGAAGGCAGCCCUGUUUAGGGAAGUUUUUAAUGUUUGAUGUUUUAUUGUGUUUUUAAUAUCCUGUUGGAAGCUGCCCCGAGUGGCUGGGGAAACCCAGCCAGAUGGGCGGGGUAUAAAUAAUAAUGAUGCUGCUGAUUAUUACUAUUAUUAUUAUUCAAGUACUUCCAUGCACUGUCACAUCACUUUGUAGAGCUCAACUGUUGUGGCAUUUCUCAAUGCUCAUCUUCUAGGUUUCAGUUAAAAGCCUGUGCUGGCAUGCUUUCGAACUCCUAGGUUGGCAGGAGCUGGGACAGAGCAACGGGAGCUCACCCCGUCACAAGGAUUCAAACCACCAACCUUCUAAUCGGCAGGCUCAGUGGUUUAGACCACAGCACCACCCGCGUCCCCGUAAAAGCCUCUAAUAAGGAAAUAAAGAUAAAGCAUUAUAUGGACCAAGCUAGUGAUAGCUGAAUCAUAAUUUUCAGUGCCCUGCUUCCUUCCACUAUGAGGGCCAUUGUUGUCAAGGCCACAAAAUAAUAUGAAUGGGGUACUAAAUAAUCUUUGAUCCGAGAUAUAAUAUGCUCACGGGCUGGCAAGAUGGAUUGCUAUCUCUUCCGUGUCCUUUCAUUCCCUGCCACUGAUCAGCAGUGAAGUUGAUGAAUAUUUGGAUGGGGAGGUGUGAGGGUUGUGCAUGCAAUGCAGUAACUUUUUGCUUUGUUGAUUGUCGUGGAGUCAAGAGGCUAUGGUCUCCCAGGGAGUCAGCAGUUAGGAUUUCAGGCUGGUGGCUUAAGCCAUGAGACAAAUUGAGAUGUGGCUGCUUCCCACUCUCUUUGGACUUAGUUAUCAUAAAAGAAUUCUAAAGAUCUGCAGUGUGGAUGAUGGCACCAGCGUUUUUGUAACAAUUUGUGAACACGCUGUUUUGAAAUCUGCCCCCCGCCAAACAAGAGAUAACUGAGCUGGCUUCACCCUCUCCAGGUUAGUGCUGGGGAACUAAAAAAAGAUUGUCCUCCAAUAUUUCUGUUCUUGGUGGGUAAAAUUCUAUCCCAAAGUCUCCUUCAGCCAGAUCGUUUCUUCGAAAAUAGAUUUUAUGGCAAGGUCAUGACGCCUGUGGGUCUGAUGACAUUCAAGGAAAUCAAUUUGAAACCACAUCUUUCAGCAUUUUAAAUGAGAGUGGGAGAAAAUGAUCAAACCUCUGAUAAUCGGUUCCGACACAUUGCAUCCCUGACUUUCCCAAAGCCUUUGGACAAUGAGCUACCCUUCGCUGAUAAAUGUGGGACCAAUGACAGCUUGUUUACCAAAGUUGUUCACACAAUGCGUGUCAUUGCUUCCCUGAAGCUGAGUGCGAGGAAGGUCACCGAAAUGAGACUUUGUCUCAAACAUGGUGAGGAAGGAAUGGGAGGCUAUGCAGAGUUCAAGGCUCCUAACAGACAAUGAUACAGACAACUGGUACAUCGAGAAUACAUGGUUGAGCUGUUUACUAAAACAUUUCUGAGGAACACAGAGAAGCUAGUGGAGGCUUAACAACACACAAUGCAACAUGGUUUAAUGACUUUCCCAUUCUGAAUGUUUUGGCAUAGGUUAUUCCAUUUCUCAGGAGUGGCUUUAAAGAGCACAACCAGGACUAUAUUUAUUGUGGCAUCAGUCUACCUGUCUCAGUGCUUAAAGGUAAAGGUAAAGGUAAAGGGACCCCUGACCAUUAGGUCCAGUUGUGGCCGACUCUGGGGUUGCGGCGCUCAUCUCGCUUUAUUGGCCGAGGGAGCCGGCGUACAGCUUCCAGGUCAUGUGGCCAGCAUGACUAAGCCGCUUCUGGCGAACCAGAGCAGCGCAUGGAAACGCUGUUUACCUUCCUGCUGGAGUGGUACCUAUUUAUCUACUUGCACUUUGAUGUGCUUUCGAACUGCUAGGUUGGCAGGAGCUGGGGCGGAGCAAUGGGAGCUCACCCCAUCGCGGGGAUUUGAACCGCCGACCUUCGGAUCGGCAAGCCCUAGGCUCUGUGGUUUAACCCACAGCGCCACCUGCGUCCAAUGUCUCAGUGCUUAUGCUUUAUAAAAAGAACAUCCAAUUCCAGGGAAUGCAAUAGGUUGUUGGGACAGGUGAAACAUGACUGGUUCCUGGAGCUUGUGAUGUUAUUGAAAUACUUUCUGUAGUUAGCAACAGUUAAGUCUGCAGCCACUUUCACAUCAUACCUAGGUCUAGGAUACCACUUUAAGCGCUCACAACUCCUCCAAAGAAUUCUGGGAGCUGUAGUUUGUUUAGCUGUUGGGAGAUGCCUGUUCCCUGCCCCAAGAGCUACAAUUUCCAGAGUGGUUUAACAACCAGUCCCUCUUCACAGGAAACUGAAAAUUGUAAAUGUGAUGGAGAAUGGGGCUCCAUAAGAACUCUCAAUGCCCUUAACAAACCCCAGAAUUCUUUGAGGGAAGCCAUGAUGGUUUAAAGUGAUACUGUAGCACCUUAAAUGCAUGGUGUGAAAGCGGCCUCUGAUUCCUUCAGCAGUUGCGCAGCCUCGGCGAUGGCCAAAGUCCCAGCCCGAAACCCCUAAUGGCUGACAAUAUGCCUGCAUUGUAGGAUGUAGCGUAUUUUCACUCCAUAAGAUGCGCUCCCCCCCAAAAAAAAAGUAAGGGGAAAUGUCUGUGUGUCUUAUGGAGCGAUUGUGUGGUUCCUGGAGCCGAAUUGCCCAGGGGCAAAAAGCAGGUUGUGCUUUUUUUUUUUUUUUUUGAAAGAGGGAAGUGGGUGUUGAAACAAAGCCGCUGAUCGUUUGCUGAUCGGGGAGAGAGAUAAGGAGACGGUAGAAAUAAAGGAGGCUGCCUGGGAGGGGGGAGGUAAAGACAGCAAACUUGCAAAGGGGGAAAACAGGAAGAUUAAAGCAAUAAGGAGAGAAAUUAGAAGAAAAGGAGGAGCAAAAAACUGCUCCAGCUAAGGAAAAGACACAACACUAAGGCAAACAAGAGGGAAGGGAGUGUUGAAAGGAAAUAUCUGAUCGGUGGGAUCAGAAGAGAGAUAAGGGAGGCUAGCGGAGACUGCCUGGGAGGGGGAGGUAAAAGUCCAUGGAUCCUCAGGAUUUUUGCAUUGGGUCACCCCAAAUUCACCUUCAGAUCACAUAGCAUGUCCAUGGCUACAGCCAGCACCAAAAAAAUCACGCAUCCACUGUUUCCUGGGUCUGCAAUGGUGCAAAAAUGUGGUUACAAAGCACGGAUCCACAUGGAUCCUCAGGAUUUUUGCAUUGGGUCACCCCAAAUUCACCAUCAGAUCACAUGUCUGUGGCCACAGCAUGAACCACAAAAAUCAUACACCCACUGUUUCAUUCAGAAUAUUUUUUUCUUGCUUUCCUCCUCGAAAAACUAGGUGCAUCUUAUAGUCUGCUGCGUCUUACGGAGCGAAAAAUACGGUAACUUGCUUUCCCGCCAGACCUUCUUUACCUGCCAAAAGUUGAAAAGUGUGUGUUGACCCGCCUCUUUACAUUUCUAGAACUUGGAACUCGCCACCCAAAUUAUCCUCUCCUGGGUAUCUGCACACCACCUGAAAGUUAAGGAAGAGCUAUAGGGACAGAACUACCUAAAUUGUAUAGAAAUUUAUUUAUGUAAGCUACUACAGGGGCAAGAAUGUUACUUGCCCUAAAAUGGAAAGAAGCAGAAGAUAACAAACUUUUUAUAAAAUCAUGGAAAUGGUUUAUUGAAUGUUUACAUAUAAAUUGCAAACAGAUGAAAACAUUGGCAGGAUUAUUGUAAUAACCUGCAGUUUCAUAAGAGUUUAUAUUUGAACUAGAUAAUUAAAUGAGCAAAUUAAACGAAUUUGGAUAUGCAGAAGAUAUUAAAAAAUAAAUUUAAGGAACUGCAGAAAGAGGGGGGAAGGAAGUCAAACUUUGAAAUGUUAAAAUGAUUGCAAAAUUAAUGAAAUGUAUAAACUUGAAAAGUAUAAGUAAAAACUUUUUUUAAAAAAGAAAGUUAAGGAAGAGCUGGUUCCAGUCCGUACUGGUGGGAGCAUUAAAUGAUAGCGUUUGCUCAGCAGUAAACAAAGACAAAAAGUGCAGUGCAAACUCUGGAGUUUGAUUCCCGUCUGUCUGAUAAGUUGACUUCUCCAUUUCCAUCUGUGCUAGGUUAAGACUGUACCCUCGGAUGCUGAGGAAUGUGUCUGCUCUGGACCUGUCGACUUCCAUCUUGGGCCAGAAACUCAGCAUGCCGAUAUGUGUAGCAGCGACAGCCAUGCAAUGCAUGGCUCAUGCGGAUGGAGAAAUUGCAACCGCCAGAGGUAUGUUGGAAAACCCAGCUGUGAAUAAUAUAACCCAGGAAGAAGCUCUGCAAUCUAUCUUUCCUGGUUAAAGAAACCUUGGAUGAUUCCCCUAUUAAGCCCCAUCAGCAAAUGCCCUGUGCAAGAAUUUCCAUUUGUGUAGUGGGGCUUUCCUCCUCUUCCCCUGUGUGCUCCCCCAUUCAUCCUGAAAAUGACUCCUGGGGAGUUGGGAGAACCCCCAGAACUUCCAGUGCCUCCUAUCAGAAGAUGUAUAAAUAAAGGGACGCGGGUGGCGCUGUGGGUUAAACCAUAGAGCCUAGGACUUGCUGAUCAGGAGGUCGGCGGUUCGAAUCCCCGCCACGGGGUGAGCUCCCGUUGCUCGGUCCCUGCUCCUGCCAACCUAGCAGUUCGAAAUCACAUCAAAAGUGCAAGUAGAUAAAUAGGUACUGCUCCGGCGGGAAGGUAACGAUUGGACCUAAUGGUCAGGGGUCCCUUUACCUUUACCUAAUAAUAAAAAAUAAUAAUUUAUUACUUAUACCCUGCCCAUCUGACUGGGUUUCCCCAGCCACUCUGGGCGGCUCCCAAUAGAAUAUUAAAAACACAAUAAAACAUCUAACAUUGAAAACUUCCCUAAACAGGGCUGCCUUCAGAUGCCUUCUAAAAGCAGUGUAGUUCUUUAUCUCCUUGACAUCUGAUGGGAGGGUGUUCCACAGGACGGGCGCUACUACCGAGAAGGCCCUCUGCCUGGUUCCCUGUAACCUCACUUCUCGUAGUGAGGGAACCUCCCUUGGAGCUGGACCUCAGUCUACGGGCUGAACAAUGGGGGUGAAGACACUUCUUCAGGUAUACUGGGCCGAGGCCAAAAUUGCCUCUCAUUUAAGCAGAAACCCUGAGAAAAUGAAACUUGAGGAUUUUCUAGUUGCUCUAUCAACAACCCUGAGCCAAAACAACCAUAAAAAUCAGUACCUUCAGGGCAUAUAAUUAGUGCCAAGAGCAAGGCUUGAAUGAGACGUUAGUUUUCAAUUAGAGGACUGCUACUAUUUUUGUUUUUUAGCAAAACGUCUAGCUAUGAACACAGAUUGGAUUGAAAUGUGAAAAAACACACCCAUAGGAGUUUUACUGAUGAAAUUUGAUGCCAAGGUGGUUGGUUUGUCCUGCACUGUCUCGGACCCUUCCCAAAAUCACUUGUUUCUGGCAGAAGUAAUCUGGGGUUUAAAUGUGAACCUAGAAUUAAAAGCUUCAGUUGAUUGAGCUAGUGUGUUGUUUUUUACCGGAACAAAGCUUUCCCCACUUUGUGGCAUCUCAAAACAAUAUCCUAAUCAUGGCUGACAUCAGGUGUAAAACACACUCCUGAUUGGCAGUGAGAGCAAGGCUCCCCUUUGCCAAUGCACAAUCAGCUGGUUGACAGUGAGAGAGAGCCUUCUGGCAAACCCGAUUGCCGUUGACCCUUGCCCCAAACAGGGUACAAGGAAUUCUGGUGAACUCACAGUCACCGCCCAUCAGCUGGCAGGUUGUGACUUCAAGCUUAGCUUGACUUGGAUUUUCUUCCCACGCUGCAAAGGAAAAGUUUGGUGACAACAGAUGAUUGACAGGAAGCUAGGACCAGGGGUAGACUUUGGUAAUCUGUCAUGAUAAUUUGGCACGCCCAAAUGGGAUCUUCUCAGUUAUGGAUCUACUCAAUUUUGUGCCCCUUGGGCAGGGGAACGACCCGCACCACCCUAAAUCCGGCGCUGCGAGGACCAUAGCCUCCUGUCAAAGUUGCCAGAGUUGGGGGAGAGACUUGCCAGAGUUCCACACCUCCACACUAAUGAACCUCUCUGUGUUGUUUUUUGAUGUUGGCUUUUGUCAAAUUUGCCAAGAAAUGAAGACAACACCAUUCCAGUUCUAAAAUUCAUUCUUACGCUUCAAAACGCGGCAUGCGAGUCCUUUACUUCUAAUGGUUAGUAUACAGUGGUAUCUUGGGUUAAGAACUUAAUUCGUUCCGGAGGUCCAUUCUUAACCUGAAACUGUUCUUAACCUGAAGCACCACUUUAGCUAAUGGGGCCUCCCACUGCCGCCGCACCGCCAGAGCACGAUUUCUGUUCUCAUCCUGAAGCAAAGUUCUUAACCCGAGGUACUAUUUCUGGGUUAGCGGAGUCUGUAACCUGAAGCAUCUGUAACCUGAAGCAUCUGUAACCCAAGGUACCACUGUAUUAGAAUUGGAUUGUGUGGAGGCUAGCCUGCCGGACAUUGAAUCACGCCAGCGUGGUGUAGUGGUUAAGAGCGGUAGUCUCGUAAUCUAGUGAACCGGGUUUGCGCCUCCACUCCUCCGCAUGCAGCUGCUGGGUGACCUUGGGCCACUCACACUUCUUUGAAGUCUCUCAGCCCCACUCACCUCACAGAGUGUUUGUUGUGGGGGAGGAAGGGAAAGGAGAAUGUUAGCCGCUUUGAGACUCCUUAAAGGGAGUGAAAGGCGGGAUAUCAAAUCCAAAAUCCAAAACUCUUGUCGGACCUCAGCUUCCAUCAGUCCCAUCCAGCAGAGCCAAUGGUGUAGGGAUGUCACACAACUCUUGCCUGUCAAAGGAACUGCCUCCUCCAACCCAGGAGGGAUUGCUCACAAUAACCAUCCCCCUAAUGCUUUUAAGUGACAUUGAGGAGGGACAGGAUAUUUAAGUUUCUGUGACUGUGAGCAUAGCAGCAUAUUUAUGUUUAGUAGGGAAAAGCUUCUGAAUUUUUUUUUAAAAAUCCUAUGAAACAGGCAUUUCAUUCUUACACUGCCCAUACAUAGACCUGUGGACUUGGUCAUCUGGUUACAGAUGUUUGUUGGUUAUGAAGAAUUUGAUAGGUUUCCCCGUUCAUUACCGUAUUUUUUGCUCUAGAGGACGCACUUUUUCCCCUCCAAAAAUUAAGGGGAAAUGUGUGCGCGUCCUAUGGAGCGAAUGAAGGCUCUUUGGCUUCAGCGAUAGCAAUGCGAAGCCUCCGAAGCGCAGAGGGAGCGCUCCCUCCGCGCUCCGGAGGCUUCGCGUUGCUUUCGCUGAAGCCUGGAGAGCGAGAGGGGUCAGUGCGCACCGACCCCUCUCUCUCUCUCCAGGCUUCAGGGAUAGCCGCCUGAAGCCUUCGGAGCACAGUGCGAGUUCCCGCUGCAUUCCGGAGGCUUCAGGUUCCUUUUGCUGAAGCCGGGAGAGCAAGACUCUCCUGGCUUCAGCAGAGAGGGAGAGCUGCGCAGCGCCUCUUCAGCCAAGCGGGAGGAGAAAGAGAAGGGGCUCUGUUUCUCCUGCCGCUUUGCUGAAGGGGCGCUGAGCAGAGAGGGGGAGGGUUUUUUUUCUUGUUCUCCCCCUCUAAAACAAGGUGCAUCCUAUGGUCAGGUGCAUCCUAUAGAGCGAAAAAUACGGUAUUUUUUUAAAAGUCCUAACUGGAAGGAAACUUGGCAAAAGGCCUCCAUACCAGUGUGUCUGUCACUGAGUAGUGUGCUGUCAGUUUUGGCCUCAGUUUACAUCUUACACAUUCCCAAAGGUACUUGGGGAUAAUAUUCUCUUAGCUUUCGCCGCUUCACUUGACUGCUCACAUCACAGGAAUCUACUGACACAGAACAUCCAUUCCUUUUUGAGGGCAAGAAAUUUCAAGUGCCUGACAAGCCAGCUCCCUCUAGUGGUCAACUUGGUUUGAGAUGUUGCUUUCAAGUUGACAUUGUGGUCAUUUUGGCUUUUUAGAAGGAGCUGAAACCUAAUGGAGGUAAAGUUUAAAGAUGGAGCCAUCUAAGAGGGAAGGAGCACAAUCGUGUUGUUACAGGUUCUCAACUUCCAUGCAAUGGGAAGUUCCCGGAAGGCAGUGUUGAGCUGCUUUUGGGUGACAGUAAUGAAGAAUUAUGAUGAAUCUACAGUCAUGCCUUAAGAGGGAUGCGGGUGGCGCUGUGGGUUAAACCACAGAGCCUAGGACUUGCCUAUCAGAAGGUCGGCGGUUCGAAUCCCCGUGACGGGGUGAGCUCCCGUUGCUCGGUCCUAGCUCCUGCCAACCUAGCAGUUCGAAAGCACGUCAAAGUGCAAGUAGAUAAAUAGGUACCGCUCUGGCGGGAAGGUAAAUGGCGUUUCCAUGCGCUGCUCUGGUUUGCCAGAAGCGGCUUAGUCAUGCUGGCCACAUGACCUGGAAGCUGUAUGCCGGCUCCCUCAGCCAAUAAAGCAAGAUGAGCCCCGCAACCCCAGAGUCGGUCACGACUGGACCUAAUGGUCAGGGGCCCCUUUACCUUACAGUCGUGCCUUGGUAUUCGUACGUUUUGGCUCCCAAAAGCCGAAAACCCGGAAGUAAGUGUUCCGGUUUUCGAAUGUUAUUUGGAAGCCGAACGUCCAUCGGCGCUUCCACGGCUUCCGAUGAAGUGCAGGAAGCUGCAGCAGCCAAUCGGAAGCUGUGCCUUGGUUUUUGAACGUUUUUGGAAGUUGAACGGACUUCUGGAACAGAUUACGUUCGAGAACCAAGGACGACUAUAUUUGCUUUAUUUUCUAAAAGUAGACAGCAGAUCCCCCAGAGGAGAUGCAAUAAUAUAUAUUUCUAUAAAAGAACUAACAGAAUCCAUUAUAAAUAUUCAUGUAGCAAUGGCUCCUCUCAUGGGCAUUUCUAUACGGUCACUAUUUUCAGGUGGACUCAAUCACAUCCCGACAAAUUCAGGCUACACAAUUAAAGCUGGUUUGGAGCUGUUUCAAAACAAAUCUCCUGAUGGAAAAGAUAAGACUUUUUGCAGUAAGGAAAGGGAUGGCAAAAUGCACUGGAAAUUGUGGCAUCACACCAACUGACCUCCUUGCAAAUAAAUCAGGCUGCCAUCUAAUCUCUCUUGCAAACAAGUUGGCUGAAUGCUCACUAAAAGGCCACCUGGAAGCGACCUAUAUGCCCAUCUUGUUUUGAUUACAAGGAGUCUCUGCCCCAGGAAUUUGCUUGGGAGGUUCUGCUCCACUCAGAUGGGAGUGUUGCGCAUGGACAGAGGGCUUCAAAUGUUUGGGCCGCAGCUUGGAGCCACCACUACAUGGACUCUGUGAAUGUUGGAAUGGGGACAUUGUGGUUUUUUUCAUAAAGCAGCCCGCAUAAAUUCUCAAUAAGAACAGGAGAGAUUGAGGGGAAUGGUUUGUUUAGGAAGUGAAGUAAGUUGCAAGAAUAUGCUAUGAUUAAGUAGAUGUUCCACAUGGUGGAGCUCUAAUACCUUGAAUAGAAACCCAGUAAUCCCAAUCAACACAAAGGAUUAUUAUAAUAGCAGUCACUAGGGACAGAUACUUCUGGUUAACUGACAUGAUUCAAGAAUCUCACUAUGAAAGAAUCUUGCUUAAAGUGUAUUUGGGACAGUCUGCUAUGCCUGCAAUAUAGUACAUAAUCUAGAAGUUCAUGCAUUUGUAUCCUAAAUGGUGAUGCUAUCCUGAGGACAAAAAAAAAAACCCUAUGCCUAGUGAGAUACAAUAUUUCUCAAUAGAUAAGCAUUUUAAUGUUAAACUGUCACUCAGGUAACCACCGUAGGUAAAUACAGUACAUAACACAGUGCUUAUUCUUUUAUUUUCUGUUUAGGUGAUCUUUUGUACAUUGAAAAGUAUCAGAGAAAUCAGUGUAUUAUAUAAAAUGCAAACUAUCAAGUGUUUGGUUUUAUUCUAAGCCUUAACUGGAGCUUUAGUCGCCUUACCCAAACAGCAUAUUAUAGCAGUUCAACAAUGAACACCAUUUAUGUAAAGAUUAAUAAUGAUGGGGGGGUGGUUAUUGGGUUAUUGUUUUUAACUUUGAUUUUGUGUAUUGUGAUCUUUUCUGUGAACCACCCUGAGACCUCCAGGUAUAGGGCAAUAUAUAAAUUCACUCACUCAUUCAUUCAAUCAAUCAAUCAAUCAAUCAAUAAAAUGAAUGUACAAGUUCUGCCCUGCGGGGGGAUGACGGAGGUACAGUGGUACCUCAGGUUACAUACGCUUCAGGUUACAUACGCUUCAGGUUACAGAAUCCACUAACCCAGAAAUAGUACAUGGAUGACAUGUAAGAAUGUGAUGGAGACAAUUGGGAAUGUGGUGGAGGGGAGUGCAAGUGUGCUCAGAUCUUCUUCCUCAUCUACUUGAUUAAGUGUAGCUGGAUAAUCUGACAGAAAGCCACAGAAAUAAUAAUAAUAAUUUUUUAUUUAUACCCCACCCUUCCCGGUUCAAAAACCAGGCUCAGGGCGGCUGAGAAAUGGGAUCAAGUAACCUGUCCAGGCAUUGUGUGGCGAGAUCCUACAGUAAUUUAUGUUAAUGGGCUAAAAUUAGGCCACAACUUUAUUGGUUACAGGUGAUGAGCGGUAUUAGCUUAGGCAUUGGUCAUAUCCGACUAUCCGGCUUCAGCCUGCUUGCUUCAAGAUCUGGAAGGGUUAACCACCAGUAGGGGGAGUCCUGCUGAUGCACAUCAACUAGGCACUCCCCCGGGGUCACCGCUCGGGGGCGUGCCUUGGGCCCUGGCCUCCAUAGGCUUCGGACGGGGCCACGCCCCCCGGAAUCCUUUACCGGACUACCCUUCAAUAUCUGGGGGAGGUGAUGGCACUCCUCCCCCCCCCAUACAUCUACAUACAGUGGUGCCUCGCAAGACGAAAAGAAUCCGUUCUGCGAGUCUCUUCGUCUUGCGGGGUUUUUUGUCUUGCAAAGCAAGCCCAUUAGCGGUUUAGCGGAUUAGCGCUACAGUAUUAGCGGCUUAGCGGGCUUAGCGGAUCAGCUGAUAAGCGGCUUAGCGAUCAGCUGUUAAGCGGCUUAAGGAUCAGCUGAUAAGCGGCUUAACAAUCAGCUGAUAGGCGGUUUAGCGAUCAGCUGUUAAGCGGCUUAGCUGAUCAGCUGAUAAGCGGUUUAGCGGCUUGGGAAAAAGGGGGGGGAAAGGAAAAAAACCCCGCAGGAACUCGCAAGACAUUUUCGUCUUGCAAAGCAAGCACAUAGGAAAUUUGUUUUGCGAAGCACCUCCAAAACGGAAAACCCUUUCGUCUAGCAGGUUUUCCGUCUUGCGAGGCAUUCGUCUUGCGGGGCACCACUGUAACAAUACCCAUACCAAUGCCUAACUGCCACCCGAGCAAAGCUCACUGCCAAUACCCUCAAACCUGCAACCAAUCCCUAAUCCCAGCCAUCAUACCUGCCAUCCACACGAGGAUUUCCCAAAUCGCGCGGGGGUCAGAGCCAGCCUCUGCAUGCGUGAUGCCCGCAACACCACCUCCUCCCGAGGUCAGAAGUGGCUUUCUCAGAAGAGGGAUACAGUGGUGCCCCGCAAGACGAAUGCCUCGCAAGACGGAAAACCCGCUAGACGAAAGGGUUUUCCGUUUUGGAGGUGCUUCGCAAAACGAAUUUCCUAUGUGCUUGCUUCGCAAGACGAAAAUGUCUUGCGAGUUCCUGCGGGUUUUUUCCCCUCCCCCCCUUUUUCCCAAGCCGCUAAACCGCUUAUCAGCUGAUCGGCUAAGCCGCUUAACAGCUGAUCGCUAAGCCGCUUAUCAGCUGAUCGUUAAGCCGCUUAUCAGCUGAUCCUUAAGCCGCUUAACAGCUGAUCGCUAAGCCGCUUAUCAGCUGAUCUGCUAAGCCGCUUAUCAGCUGAUCCGCUAAGCCGCUUAUCAGCUGAUCCGCUAAGCCCGCUAAGCCGCUAAUACUGUAGCGCUAAUCCGCUAAACCGCUAAUGGGCUUGCUUCGCAAGACGAAAAAACCCGCAAGACGAAGAGACUCGCAGAACGGAUUCUUUUCGUCUUGCGAGGCACCACUGUAUCGUAUGUUUGGAUUAUAGGCCUUUCAGGAAUGGAAAGGAGUUGGUAACUACCUGCUUCUGUGUAUAAUGGAGAUCUAGAAUUUGAAAAAGGUUCCAAAGGAGUUCUAACACUUGUGAGUCGUCAGCUCUAUGUCCAGCAAGUACUUCUGCCAUGCCAUAGAGUUGGCCAGCAUCAGCCUAAUGUACCAUCAGAGCUUGGCAAAGCUGAGCCAAUUGUUCAAUAACAUUUGAACAAUGGAGAAAUGCGAGUUUGGAGCUCCAUCACUAGUCAACGCUUGCACAAAAUAUAAAAGUUGACUUAAACUUGCAUAAAUAUUUUAAAAGGCUUUUUAGGAGAAGGUCAGUGACUGAAGUCAUGUCCCUUAUUUAGGACUCCGUGACAACCCUGUGUUAACAAUAGCAGUUUAUUUACAAAGAAAGGUAGCUCAAGUCCAGUAAGUGCUGAAAUCAAGGCCAGGGCAACAAAUAUGUAGGUUGUAAGCAGCCAACGGCAAUUCUGAAACCAUUGAGGAUUCAGUAUUUGAGAAAUUAAGUAAAUGGUGAAAAAAUGAACUGAAAACCAAUCUGCUGACCAGAGAGGGGAGGAUCUGUCAAUUUUGUUCUCUCGGUUUCUCAUUUCCCCUAAUUUUAAAUUCAGUUUUCCAAGUUUCUUCAGAAAUUUGCAUUAAAACAAACACCUUCAUGAAAAUUAUUCAGCAUUUUGGUGUGAAUUUCUCCCAAUAAAUGUAUUUUUCUCUGCAGUUUUGACUAAUGUACACAUUCCUUACAAGCAGUUUCUCCCAACUGUAUAUUAUUUUCAGAAACAUAUACUGAUUUUUAUACAUAUUUCACCAUAGCAAAUGCAUAUUUGUAAAUUUUGAUGGGUUGACGAAAUGUACUGUGGCUGUGUUUUUGUUCUCAUGUAAUUUCAGAAAGUGCUGAUUUGAUAAAAUUCACACCUUUGGCUGCUAUAAAGAGAACAGAGCAAUUCGAAAGCUCGAGCGAUUUUCCCACCAGCCCGUAAUAUAAAAGUGUAGUACCUAGUUUCUUGAUAGGGUCUUGAACUACUUGCGCUCUACGUGGGGCUACCUUUGAAGGUGACCCGGAAACUACAACUAAUCCAGAAUGUGGCAGCUAGACUGGUUACUGGGGGCGGCUGCUGAGACCACAUAACACCAGUCUAGAAAGACCUACAUUGGCUCCCAGUACGUUUCCAAGCACAAUUCAAAGUGUUGAUGCUGACCUUUAAAGCCUUAAACGGCCUCUGUCCUGUAUACCUGAAGGAGCGUCUCCACCCCCAUCGUUCUGCCCAGAUGCUGAGGUCCAGCACUGAGGGCCUUCUGGCGGUUCCCUCAUUGCGAGAAGCAAAGCUACGGGGAACCAGGCAGAGGGCCUUCUCGGUAGUGGCGCCCGCCCUGUGGAACGCCCUCCCAUCAGAUGUCAAAGCGAUAAACAACUACCAGACAUUCAGAAGACAUCUUAAGGCAGCCCUGUUCAGGGAAGUUUUUAAUGUGUGACAUUUUAGUGUGUUUUUGGUCUCUGUGGAAGCCACCCAGAGUGGCUGGGGAAACCCAGCCAGAUGGGCGGGGUACAAAUAAUAAAUUAUUAUUAUUGUUAUUAUUAUUAUUAUUGAAAAUAUUUGGGAGGCACUUACUUCCUGAUCUUUAGCUUGCAGAUCAAUGGGAACGGGGAUGAUGCUGAGUUCGUGGUCCACAACAUCUAUAGAAGAAGUUGCCCAAGAGGCUCCAGAGGCAAUUCGUUGGUUACAGCUCUACAUCUAUAAAGACCGUGAAGUCACCAGGUCCUUAGUGAAGCGGGCAGAAAAAGCUGGAUACAAAGGCAUCUUUGUGACUGUAGAUACACCAUUUCUUGGGAAACGCUUAGAUGAUGUGCGCAACAAAUUUCAGCUUCCCCCGAAUCUCAGGUACUUACAGGUUGUUGUUUCUUUUUUUAAAAAAAAUUAUGUUUUAUUAGUUUUCAAUUACAAUCCAAUAAUAGCCUCAUCAUAACAAUACCAAUUUAUAAUACAAUUAUUAAUACCAAUCAUUCAAAUACUGAAUUAAUUUGGUUAAAGUGCCAUCUCCCCAUCCCCGGCGUACUAGAUUUGAUUCUUUAUUUCUUCAUUCCAAAAGAACACAGGUACUUACAGGUUUUGGUCAGCUUCCAGCAUUCUUCAUUUCUUUUGGUGCUCGGAUCCUGUACACCAGGGCUCCCCACAGGGUGGAUUUGAUUUAAAUCAAAUCAGUUUAAAUCACUAGUCAGUAAAAGGUAAAGGUAAAGGGACCCCUGACCAUUAGGUCCAGUCAUGACCGACUUUGGGGUCGCAACGCUCAUCUCGCUUUAUUAGCCGAGGGAGCCGGCGUACAGCUUCCGGGUCAUGUGGCCAGCAUGACUAAGCCGCUUCUGGCGAACCAGAGCAGCGCACGGAAAUGCCGUUUACCUUCCCACUGGAGUGGUACCUAUUUAUCUACUUGCACUGUGACGUGCUUUCGAACUGCUAGGUUGGCAGGAGCAGGGACUGAGCAAUGGGAGCUCACCCUGUCGCGGGAAUUUGAACCGCCAACCUUCUGAUCGGCAAGUCCUAGGCUCUGUGGUUUAACCCACAGCGCCACCCACGUCCCAUAGUCCCACUACUCAGUAAGACUUGAUUUAAAUCAUUUUUUAUUUUUAUUUUACAGAAAGACUCAUUCUUGCUGGUAUAAUCUUAAUAUUUACAACCAGAUGAAGGUUUCAUUUUUGGAAUAAUAAAUUUUCAGAGUAGUUUCUACAGUUAUAUCAAAAAUUACUGAUUUGGUUAUACUAUUAGAAAUACAUUGAUGGAUAACUAUGAAAUUAUUGUGAGGUUUGAUAAGUUAACUGUUUAUAUUUGGACAACUUUUCUGCUGCACUUUAUUGGAAGGAGAAAAAUAAUCAUUUCCUUAAUAACAAUUUAAACAAUUUAUUUAACUAAAACAAUAACAUUAUAGCGUAUGUAUCCAUGUUUGUUAACUGAUGUGGUUAAACAAUUUUUUUAAAAAAAACCUUAGACUGAGUUUUAGAACACAUGAAAAAUUUAAAACCUUAUUUCCUGAUGAAUAGCCUUUGGACUAUAAUGUAACUUAAAUAUAAAACUAUCUUUAGAAAGAUUUUUUCUCCCAAAGCAUUUUAUUUUAAAAAUCCAAUUUAAAUUAAAAAACCCAAUUUAAAUUUUUAAAAAUCAGAUUUUUUUAAAUUUUUAUUUUUUAAAUCAAUAAAUUUUAUCCACCCUGGCUCCUCAACACUUUAGGGACAGUGGGCACAUUUGGAAUUUUGAGAGAACACCAUGGGCAGCAGUCACAAAAUGGCUGACAGGGGUGCAGGGCAUAAUACCAAAUGGCUUCCAUGGGGUGUGGCGUAAUACAAAGCGGAUGUUGCGUCUCCUGAAAAAUGUUGGAAAAGAGACAGGACCAAGCAAGGUUAAAAAAAAAAAAGGUAAAGGACCCCUGGACGGUUAAGUCCAGUCAAAGGCGACUACGGGGUUUGGAGUAGUUUGGAUUUGAUAUCCCGCUUUAUCACUACCCGAAGGAGUCUCAAAGCGGCUAACAUUCUCCUUUCCCUUCCUCCCCCACAACAAACACUCUGUGAGGUGAGUGGGGCUGAGAGACGUCAAAGAAGUGGGACUAGCCCAAGGUCACCCAGCAGCUGCAUGUGGAGAAGUGGAGACGCGAACCCGGUUCACCAGAUUACGAGACUACCGCUCUUAACCACUACACCACACUGGCUCACAUCUUGCUUUCAGGCCAAGGGAGCCGGUGUUUGUCCACAGACAGCUUUCCGGGUCAUGUGGCCAGCAGGACUCAACCACUUCUGGCCACCCGCGUCCCUAGACAGGACCAAGCAUGUCCCCGUUUCAACGCAAGGGCAGACAUCUACAUCAGCACCCACCAUGCUUGCUGACGGAUGGAAACUCUUUGUAUAUCUCCUCUCCGUUCAGAACAGAAAAGAGGGUAGGUGUCCACUCCUGGUUUCCGGAUGCUGAAAUCCUGAACCCUAGUGCAAAACAGACACCGCUGGCUCAGUUGAAGAAUCCAUCUAGUUCAGCAAGCUGCUUUCAGCCAUGGCCAGCCAAAUGCAUACAAGGCGGCCACGAUGAGGGUAUAUGAGAGAAACACCCUCGUGGGGCAUCUCAGUUUUGGCAUCCUCAGCACCAGGUCAUCAGAAGUAUACAGUGGUACCUUGGGUUAAGUACUUAAUUCAUUCCGGAGGUCCAUUCUUAACCUGAAACAGUUCUUAACCUGAAGCACCACUUUAGCUAAUGGGGCCUCCUGCUGCUGCCGCGCCGUCAGAGCAUGAUUUCUGUUCUCAUCCUGAAGCAAAGUUCUUAACCCGAGGUACUAUUUCUGGGUUAGCGGAGUCUGUAACCUGAAGCGUAUGUAACCUGAAGCAUCUGUAACCCGAGGUAAUAAUAAUAAUAAUAAUAAUAAUAAUAAUAAUAAUAAUUUAUUUAUACCCCGCCCUCCCCAGCCAAGACCGGGCUUAGGGCGGCUCAGUACCACUGCACUGCCUCUGAACAUGCAGGUUCUAUUUGCAAUCAUGCCCAAUAGCUGCCAAUAACCCCGUUGGCUAAGGUCCUUUUAAAGCCAGUGGCUCUCACAAUUUCAUAUGGUAAUUGUCAGGGAACUGCCAUCAGUGCCGGAGGGAGAGAGCAAAAUCCAGAGGGAUUCCGGAGAGCGUCCCGGGAUUGGGAGAGGCAGCCCAUCCUCUGGGGAAGAGAAUCAGCAUAGCACCAGUGGAGAAGGGGGGCAGAUGGGGGAAGCGGCGAGGCGGUCCCAUGACUCCUUGCCGGGGACCAGCGGCCUACGCCCUCCUUGCGCAGAAGGCUUUCGCGCAGAGAGAGUAGGAGGAGACUAGGCGUCAAAGAGCUUCUUUGCUGGAAGAAGUUUAAGAAACGCCCACUGACGGAUUCUGCCAGCGAUUGAGACAGCCAUGGGUGAGUGGCUGUCCGGACAGAAAAGGUUCACUCGGGCAAUCCAGCCAGGUGUUUGCACUGGCUUACGCACGAGCAACCCCUAGAACCAUUACAGUAAUGAAUUCUGUGAGUUAGUUACACAUCGUGUGACGAAGUACUUUGUUUUAACAUAACGGAAUCAUAGAUUUGUAGCGUUGGAAGGCACCCCCAAAGCCAUCUGGUUCAACCCCUGCAAUACAGGAAUCCUUUGCCCAAUUUGGGGCUUGAACCUACAGCUCUGAGAUUGAUUGAUGAUGGUGGUGAUGCUGAUGAUGAUGACAACAACAGUUUUAUUAUUUAUACCCCGCCCAUCUGGCUGGGUUUCCCCAGCCACUCUGGACAGCUUCCAGCAGAAUAUAAAAGCAUAAUAAGAGUUUCAUAAUAAUAAUAAUAAUAAAAUGUUAUUUAUAUCCCGCCCUCCCCAGCUGAAGUUGGGCUCAGAGCAGCUAACAACAGUAAAAUGAUAAAACAUUCUAAAAUAUUUCAUUAUAAUGACAUGUUCCCUGUCAAUAAUAAUAAUAAUAAUAGAAUAAUUUAUUAUUUAUACCCCGCCCAUCUGGCUGGGUUUCCCCAGCCACUCUGGGCGGCUGUCAAUGACGACAAGAAAACCUCAAAUAUUUAGGAUGCAUUGCUCCACACCACGGUAGACAAAUCAGUAGGUGGUACCUCAGAGGCUUCCAAGUCCAUUCAUUAAAUAUGAAGUAUGUGAUUAAUUUAUUUAUUUUUAAAUAGCCAUUUGAGAGGUGUUUUUGGGAGUUGAAGCUGUACUGGCUUUAAAUAUUGCCGCAUCCAGCUGAGUUUUCUGAAAGUGUUUUCUCCCCCGCUCUUGAACUCCAGAAUGAAAAAUUUUGAAACGAAUGACCUGGCAUUUUCAUCGGAGACGGGCUAUGGCGAAAACAGUGGCCUGUCUGUUUAUGUAGCGGAGGCAAUUGAUCCAUCAAUCAACUGGGAGGAUAUGAAGUGGCUCAGAGGAUUGACUUCGCUGCCAAUUGUUGCCAAAGGCAUCCUUAGAGGUUUGUUCAACUUGAGUUAAAUGUAACUAUUGAGGGAUAUCGGACGAGGCUUACAGAAGGUCGAGAGAGAGAAUGCAGAGGCUAUUUUUGAUGACAAACAGAAUAUAUGUUUUUCUCAACAGCCCUGUUUAUUUUUGCAGUUUGAUUUUAUGUCCUUCUUUCCUUCUCUCCUCACACUUAUCACCUUGGUUCAAAGUGUUUCCAUCUUGUCUAGAAAUGGGAGCUGCUAAAAAUCUGGCAGGCCAGGAUGAGAUGAUGUUUCCUGCCAAACCUAUGUUUGAUUGACUAGGAAGCACUUCAAGAUUUCAAGUGUCCUUCACAAAAGGGCUUUCGAGUUCACCUGAAGGCUGGAUCUCCCCCUAUAUUUUAAGCAAGAAGAUAAAUUGUCUUUCUUUUGUUCCCUUAGCUUUGAAGAUGCAAACUGAAUAUCAGUCUCACCCGUCCUGAGUUAGUGUGAAAGCUAAUAAAGGGCUUAAUAAAGAAUAUACGUUAUCCAGACGUUGGCUUAUGUAUUAGCAGUACUGGUCUGAAUCAUCUCUUUUUUAAAAUGAAUACUACUAUGUGUCCCUGUCUGCACACCCACCCACACCCAAUCAACAUGUGCAUGAGGUCCAGCGCCGAGGGCCUUCUGGCAGUUCCCUCGCUACGAGAAGCCAAGUUACAGGGAACUAGGUGGAGGGCCUUCUCGGUAGUGGCACCUGCCCUGUGGAACGCCUUCCCACCAGAUGUCAAAGAGAACAACAACUACCAGACUUUUAGAAGACAUCUGAAGGCAGCCCUGAUUAUUGAGGCUUUUAAUGUUUGAUGUAUUGCAGUAUUUUAAUAUUUUGUUGGAAGCCACCCAGAGUGGCUGGGGAAGUCCAGCCAGAUGGGCAGGGUAUAAAUAAAUUAUUAUUAUUAUUAUUAUUAUUAUUAUUAUUAUUUUGCACUUUGAGCUCAAAGUCACAGAGCAUGGCAAUUUAUUUUGUUCAGUUAAUUUAAUUUAUUCAUUAAGUUUCAGUACAGUGGACGAUCGGGUUGCGAACGUGAUCCGUGUGGGAUGCACGUUCGCAACCCGCAGCGUUCGCAACCCGCAGCUGCACGUCUGCGCACGCGCGGGUUGCGAUUUGGCGCUUCUACGCAUGCGCAAAGCGCAAUUUAGUGCUUCUGCGCAUGUGCAACCGCCAAAACCCGAAAGUAACCUGUUCCGGCGGUCCGUAACCUGAAAAAACUCAACCUGAAGUGUCUGUAACCCGAGUUAUGACUGUACACCUUAGAAGAUGAAUGUUUAACAUACAGUUGUAGAAGAAAUGUGCAACAUUCUAUCUCGUAAGUGUGUAAAUUGUUAAAACAAAGCCAGCUUUUUCUUUUUAUAAACCGUGAAUGGCACAUUCUUUAGCAGGUUGGAGCUCUGGAGCAUUUUAGAUCAUGAACUCUUUUUUUUCUAAAGGAAUUUAUUUGUUUGCCUCUUGUUUCUUGAGAGGGGUAGGUUGGGAUCCCUGGUCUUCCAGGAAAUUAAAUCUUUUGGUUAAUGUAACACUUCUUAAGGUUUGGUCCAAACCCAUAAAAUAAGCUAUAAAGUGUUGUUCCUUUUGAAAGCAAUUAUCUUUAAGCAGAUGUCAGAACUGACAUUUGCUUGUAUCUAACUUUGAGGGAAAGCACAAUAGGAAAUGGAUUGUGUCUAAACUUGCUCAAUAUACUGUACAAACAGGCCCACCACGUUCUCCUCUGGGCUGCAUAUGAUAUAUGGAAUUAGGAGGCCUCUUCCUUUCUCUGUUUUUAUAAUUAAUCGAAAGCCAUCGGAAUACGAAAUGAUUACUUUGUGUGCGAGAGAGAUUAAGGUAAUCGUUACUGUCUGUAUACAGUAAAUCACGGAGCAAAAUGGCUAGUUUUGAUGGGGAUCAGUAGAAUGAACAUUUACCAGCUCUUCGGAACAAUAAUAAUAAUAAUUUAUAAUAAUUUAUUAUUUAUACCCCGCCCAUCUGGCUGAGUUUCCCCAGCCACUCUGGGCGUUUUCCAAGCAAGUGUUAAAAACAAUACAGCAUUAAAUAUUAAAAACUUCCCUAAACAGGGCUGCCUUCAGAUGUCUUUUAAAGAGAAGAUAGCUGCUUAUUUCCUUCACAUCUGAAGGGAGGGCGUUCCACAGGGCGGGCGCCACUACCAAGAAGGCCCUCUGCCUGGUUCCCUGUAACCUCACUUCUCGAAAUGAGGCAACCGCCAGAAGGCCCUCGGUGCUGGAUCUCAGUGUCUGGGCUAAACGAUGGGGGUGGAGACGCUCCUUCAGGUAUACAGGACCGAGGCCCAAUAGGGCUUUAAAGGUCAGCACCAACACUUUGAAUUGUGCUCGGAAACGUACUGGGAGCCAAUGCAGAUCUCUCAGGACCGGUGUUAUGUGGUCCCGGUGGCCACUCCCAGUCAGUCACCAGUCUAGCUGCCACAUUCUGGAUUAAUUGCAGUUUCCGGGUCACCUUCAAAGGUAGCCCCAUGUACAGCACAUUGCAGUAGUCCAAGCGUGAGAUAACUAGAGCAUGCACCACUCUGGCGAGACAGUCUGCUGGCAGGUAGGGUCUCAGCCUGCGUACCAGAUGGAGCUAGUAGACAGCCACCCUGGACACAGAAUUAACCUGCGCUAAGGGUCUUCCCAUAGCAAUAUAAAUGUUGUCUUUGACUUGGGAGACAGUCACACAGUGAACUUUAGUUGCUGAAUCGCAUUCCUCGCGCAACCUUCUUCAGAAAAGCUGGCCUUAGUUCUAUGUGUUAAAGAGUUUUAUGGAUGUUGCAAUUCCCACAAUGACACCUGCAAUUUGUAAAGGCCCCAUGUUUUCUUCCCUAGCCGAUGAUGCUCGAGAAGCAGUGAAGCAUGGCGUAAAUGGGAUCCUGGUGUCAAAUCACGGUGCCCGCCAGUUGGAUGGCGUUCCAGCCACCGUAAGUAUUAGUAAAGCAACUGAGAGUUGGCCGCAAUGAUUGACAAAUGCAUUUAAAUGCAGUUUAAGCAAUUAACAGCUGGGUUCCCACCCCCCACCCACAAAUAAAAAUGUGGCUUUCAAGGGUGCCUUCUAGGCAUAUGUGCUAGCCUAUGGUUUGCCUGGGGACACGGGUGGCGCUGUGGGUUAAACCACAGAGCCUAGGACUUGCCGAUCAGAAGGUCGGUGGUUCGAAUCCCCAUGACGGGGUGAGCUCCCGUUGCUCGGUCCCUGCUCCUGCCAACCUAGCAGUUUGAAAGCACGUCAAAGUGCAAGUAGAUAAAUAGGUACCACUCCGGUGGGAAGGUAAACGGCAUUUCCGUGCGCUGCUCUGGUUCGCCAGAAGCGGCUUAGUCAUGCUGGCCACAUGACCCGGAAGCUGUACGCCAGCUCCCUCGGCCAGUAAAGCGAGAUGAGCGCCGCAACCCCAGAGUCGGUCAUGACUGGACCUAAUGGUCAGGGGUCCCUUUACCUUAUGGUUUGCCUGAUUGUUGGAAAAUGAGCUAAAAGCAGACUUGCAUUGUGUACUGCUCUGCUGUCUGCUGCAGAGUUUUUUAAAAAAAGGAUCGCUUCCUGAUUUACUCCUAGGUUCCGGAGCAUAAUUUUUUGGGGGGGCACACGAAGGGACCGUGGCCCCUAGGAAUUGGCUCCUAUGAUAUUGGCAAAACCCUGCUGUUGCCAUAAGUUUUGACUGUCAGGGUUUGUGGAUGAAAGGUACUCAUAAUUUAUAGAUUUAGUAAAUUCAGCCCUGAAAACUUUAAACUGUAAAUGUCAGGGUUUGAACCUGGGAUCUUACGCAUGUAAAGCAUGUAUUUUUUGCCCUGGAGGGGAAAAUAUAACUAUUUAGAGUCUGAUUGAAAACCUUACGUUCUUGAAACCUGACUACAUAGUUUAGCUUUAUUUUGGUUUUGAGAACAAAUCAAGUCCAAACUGGUGAAUGUUUCCUUGUGUCUUGUUACACAUUGAUGAAAUGUGCGCUUUAAUUAUGGCUUGUAUGAGACUCAAGUAACAGCACUUGGCACAAUCUGCCUGGAUGUGAAAGUGAGCAUACAUAUGCGGAAGUGGAACCAAAGUAUUUCUGGCAACAAAGCAAAACCUAAAGAGGAAAAACAAGCCCUUUUAUUGUGUGCCAGAUGACUAGAAACCUCAGUCAGAAAGAAUAUACAAGCAAAUUGAACUUGCAAGUUUUGAUUCCCUCUGGCCACUCUGUUUUGCCUUCAAAGAAAUGAAUAUUGCCUCUGCUUGUCUUGCGCAGCAUCGUUUUCUGUGUAUGAAACAUUGGUUUCUACUUGCAUAAGCUCCUUACCCAUCAACACAUUAGACUUUGGAGGACUCUUUGAGACUUUGAACUCAUCUAUCAUCUAUCAUAGCCUUGUUAUAUCCAGUGGUCCUGUGCAUGUAGUUAAACUGCCUGGUCACAGGUUUAUCAUCCAUCAUAUCAGCUAUCUAUCAGUCAUCUGUCAUAGGUUUCCCACUUCCACCUGUCCCCAGCAAAGAGCUGAAUUGCCAGAUCUCAGGUUUUGGCGUGCAAUAUAAAGUAGUUUUGUUGCCUUGCCGAAACAAUCCAACAGUCUGCUAGCAUCUUAUUAUUUUGCCCUGUUCAAAAGAGAGGCAUCUAGUCUGAGGAACUGGAGUUCCUUCAACAUUUACAGUUGAUGCAUAGCAUAGUUUUCCCUAUCCGUUAUCUUCAUUGGAGCCACAACACAGUUCUUAAACAAGAACUUUUUCCCUCCCAUUUCACAGGCAAGUGUCACAAAAUGAGCUAAAUGUUCAUAUUGCAAUUAAGCAGCAACGAUAGAUUAAAAAAAACCAGAAUCUUCGCUGAAUUCUGCUCUUUUUGUUGCAGUGUAGUAUCUUUUAGGAAAUUUGUUCUCAUAUAACUUUUCUUGUGUUUCUAAAGUCUGCAAAUGCACCUGCCCAAGCCACUGUUGUUGCUGCAGGAUGUCUCACUAGCUGGGUUUCAGGGGCAUAAUAUGUGGGUGCCAGGGGAGCCCUGGCCCUGGAUUUUUGAGGGUCCACGAAGCAGGCUCACUGCACAGCCUGGCCUGGCCCUCCUCUUCCGGUGUUGGAGGAACCAACAUUCAAGGAGAGGAGCACUGGGCCAUGCCACGCUGGGGGCGCCGGCAUGGGGAACCUAGUUCACGCCUGCUAAAUGCUGUGUCAGCUAACUGGGCUCUCCCCUGCGCAGGCAGAGCAGCGUGGCCUGUUUGGCUCCAGUGCAGGGCGAUGUUGCUCCAGCUGUGUUGGCGGUGAGGGUCGGGGUGCUGUGGCGGGAUCCUUCAUGUCUCACCCUCUGUGCACCCCUCUGGCAUGCAUAUGUGCCUGCGCCUGGUGCUGGGAGCUCACACUGCGGCUGCUGGGUUUAUUCAAAUCUCUAUUAGCUCUUUCUUCAUCCUUGGCUCUCAGAAUAAUGUGCACUGUUAAAAACCAACCCAAUGCACCAAACACAAAGUGCAAUAGAGUUAGGGCUUGCUCCAGGAUUUGGGCAUGGGGAAAAAAAAGGUGGCUUGAUAAAAACAAACAAACGUUGGCCCCGGUAGUUUGAAAGUGUUCAGAGGCUGUUCCUACCCCUUGCCCCCUUUCCUUUGCAGAUUGAGGUCCUGCCUGAGAUCAUUGAGGCCGUGGGAGGAAAAGUGGAGGUGUUCCUAGAUGGUGGAGUAAGGAAAGGCACAGAUGUCCUCAAGGCUCUUGCCCUUGGAGCCCGAGCUGUGUUCGUAGGACGGCCUGUAAUCUGGGGACUCGCCUAUAAGGUAAUUUAAAGCAGUAGUACGAAUGCCUGCUCCGUAACUUCUGCUAGUUUACUGGAAAAGCAGAUUGCACAUUAAUUACUGAGUUGGACUCACAGGGAGGGAUUCGGCUUAUAAGUCCUGCUGGCAGGAUGCAUUGGAUUUUCAAGACUUGUAGGUUAAAAUAGCUAUAAAUCUCCUUUCCAAUACACUGAUACAAAUGUUCUAUUUUAUGCAAAGCCUUUUCUGCUUUUUGACUAAUGGAUGGAAUUCUUUGAUCCGGAUUUCUCUCUCUUCCCCACCUUUUAAAUUGAAGACAGAUGAAAGUUAGUUCCAAUUUGGUGAUGGAAUUCUUUGCUGUCCAGUGUCUGUUUUUCAGCAUUCAUUCAUGGUUUGUUUGUUUUAGCAUACGACCAGUCUAGCCAUCUUAAACUAUAGGGGACAAAGCAUUGUAAUUAUAGCAGAACUGAUGCUAUAUCUCACGGUAGCAGCCAAGUGGCAAGAUUUGGAAAGACCACUCAGUGUUUACUGAACAAACCGAUAUUUUUGCCACCACACUUGAGGGCAUUGCCUGACUUAAAGCUGAAACCUCAUAAUCUAUGUUUAUGUGAAUUAGGGUGAAGAAGGUGUGAAGGAAGUUCUUAAGAUAUUGAAAGAAGAGUUCCAGUUGGCAAUGGCACUUUCUGGUAAGAUGCAAAAUAUAUUGGAAUUAUUGGCUGUGUGUACACUGUACCUUUAAAUCACAUUCUAAAGCACAUGGGAUUGGGUUGAUAAAUUAUCGAGAUUGCAAAUAAGCAUGGAUGAAGAGCUUAACUCUUUCUGCCCAUGCUGUGCUCCUGAGGGCAGUGCCUCCUCUGAAGGUGGUAUUUGCCUUGUGGGUGGGAAUCUCCCAUUGAAGUCAAUAUCACUGGAGACAGCAUGGAAAAAUGAGUUCUUUACUUGCCACUUACUUGGAAGUUUGAUGUGAUUAUGGCAAAUGGGCUACUUUGAGAGGGGUGUCCAGAGACAGGAUCGCACCUUGUUAGUGGUAACCACCCAUCUAAGCUCCAGAAGGUGGUGGGGUCUUUCAAAACAUGUUUCCUGAUGCUGAUAUGACUGAACAUGUACAGGAGAAGACCCGUCCCCCAGGUAAAAUUCCUGGAGAGGUCACUGGGGACAGAAAAUAAUUCGGACUAUAAGUUGCUUUUAUCUCCCCUGCUCUUUCCUUUUUCUCCCUUCUAGGUUGUCAGAAUGUGGAAGCAAUAGACAGAACAUUGGUGCGAAGAGACCUAUGGGCUGCCUCCAAGAUCUAGCCAUAUUUGCUGCCACCACUGUAACUUGUCCAGUUGGUUACAAAUUAGUUGACAGCAAACUUCAAAGUGAAUUUAUGCCUUCAGUACAGGUUUAGGCUGGAUUAACAGGCCUAAUCUUCCACAAAUAUAUAUAUCAAAUAUAUCAAGGCAUCAUUUUAAUGCCUAAAGUACAGUAUUGGAAAAUAUUGGCAAUACCUUGAUAGAUAAGUUUAUAUACUUUUUAUUAUUAUCAGUGUUCAGUCAUUUGCAAUGAAAUGUGAGUACUUAUUGCCCAAAUAAGAGCCAGCAUUGUUCUUAGAUGGGCUGAUCUAAAUACAUCAUUAAUUACCAAAGUUGCACGUUUUCUGAUGGGAACUGGUGAACUGCAGUUGCACAGAUAUUAGUGGCGUUGCUUUGAAGUUGUUGGCUCGCAUGACUGGGAGCGGCUGAGCUGCUAAAACGCUAAGCAGAUGUUUGGAGGGUGCACUCGAUGAAAAGAACGGUUCCAGUGUGAAGGCUGAAAGAUACCUCUUUGCCAUUGCUUUUAACUAUCUAAUCCUACCCAAGCUGGGCUCUAAACAUAGCAGCCUGAAUUAACUCUACCUUUGGCAGCUAUGAAUACAGGAAGGCAAUAUGGGCUUCCUAGAGGUUGGCAAGCUAAAGAUCUGGGGAAAUGGAGGUGUGGGAAAGGCCUUUUUACAUGGUACACACCUAGCUAUACUGAAAACUAGUUAUAUCAGGGGAGAAGAAACUCCGGCCCAGGCGGUGGGGGUGGUCCAGGCCUCUUUUUCAAACCCUCAGGUCUUGGCCCAGGCCACACUUCUCAUGGGCCUACAGUGGUACCUCGGGUUAAGUACUUAAUUCGUUCCGGAGGUCCGUACUUAACCUGAAACUGUCCUUAACCACAUAGUCGGCCAACCGGUGUUAAAGAAGGACAGAAGUUUCUUUAUGUAUGCUACAACAGCAGCAAGAAUACUUAUUGCAAAGCAUUGGAAGACACAAGAUCUACCCACCUUGGAAGAAUGGCAGAUGAAGAUGAUGGACUAUAUGGAAUUGGCGGAAAUGACUGGCAGAAUCCGAGACCAGGGAGAAGAGUCGGUGGAAGAAGAUUGGAAGAAAUUUAAAGACUACUUACAGAAAUAUUGUAAAAUUAAUGAAUGUUAGAAUGAUGUUGGAUUGAAGUUAAGUGGUUUCUAGCUGUAAUGGUAUAAAAGAAUAUGGAAAAAUUGGUUUUUAAUACGUAAAAACUUGAUGUUAUAAUAUAUUAAGAUUAAAGAUCAGGAUUAAAAAGGAGGGAAAGGAAUUGCUGGACUAACAAACUGAACUGGAAUACAAAAAAGGGAGGUAUGAGGAGGUCCGGGAAACAAGUAAAUGUAAGAGAAGUGAUGAAAAGAUGGAAUUGUUUUUAACUGUUUUUUCUUUUUUGUACUUUGUAUUUUUCUUUUUUCUAUUGUUAUUUUUCUUAUCAAUGUAAUCUUUUUCUUUUGAAAUUUUAAUAAAUAUCAUUU
Messenger RNA from Podarcis lilfordi (Lilford's wall lizard), 29103 nucleotides. The record is from the annotation of a GenBank genome assembly. Lineage: Eukaryota; Metazoa; Chordata; Lepidosauria; Squamata; Lacertidae.